Messenger RNA from Condylostylus longicornis, 6392 nucleotides. It is a transcript of the gene snama, whose product is annotated as histone-lysine N-methyltransferase set1. Gene Ontology annotation, cellular component: nucleus. Bases 165 to 4931 code for a protein of 1588 amino acids. The record is from RefSeq and is a predicted model, not a curated record. The transcript has 2 exons. Gene Ontology annotation, biological process: protein ubiquitination; ubiquitin-dependent protein catabolic process; mRNA processing. Gene Ontology annotation, molecular function: zinc ion binding; ubiquitin protein ligase activity; nucleic acid binding. Lineage: Eukaryota; Metazoa; Arthropoda; Insecta; Diptera; Dolichopodidae.
AUCAAAUUCAACGGUAAGUCAAUUUUCGAUUAUAAGUGCAUUUUUGGCAGCUGCGUUAACAUCAGUAUUUACUGUUGCUGAUACAAAAAUUGAAAAUCAACAAAAAUUAAAUUUGAAAACAAAAUUUAUCAACGUUUUAACUUCAAUUUUCUUGGAUAUUCAAAAUGUCUGUUCAUUAUAAAUUUAAAAGUUCUAAAGAUAUCGAUACAAUAACGUUUGAUGGCCUUCAUAUAUCUGUUGGCGAUUUAAAAAAAGCAAUUAUUAAUCAAAAAAGAAAGGGUCAUGUGUGGAAAGCAACAGAUUUUGAUUUACAAGUUAUUAAUGCCCAAACAAAAGAGGAAUAUAAUGAAAAUAACAUAUUGAUACCGAAGAACACAUCACUUAUUAUUGCAAGAGUACCUUUAACGAAUCAAAAUAAGGCACAGUGGAGUUCCGAUUCAACACACUCAAUUGAUAAAAAUCAUUUAACAAGUACCGGGAAUAAUAAUUUAGAAGGCUUAAGGGGUGAAUUAGAUUUAUCACAAAUGAGCGGCACCGAGGAAGACAAAAUACAAGCAAUGAUAUCACAGAGUACAAUGGAUUAUGACCCUAAUAAAUAUCAAAAAAUACGCGGCCAAGGGCAGAUUGGUGAAGUUCCUAUCAGUUAUCGUUGUUUCAAAUGCCACAAAUCUGGCCAUUGGAUAAAAAAUUGUCCUCUUAAUAGCUCGAACGAUUCCCAUAGUGAUCACAAACGUGUUUCUGGUAUACCGAAGUCUUUUUUACAAGAGCGUAGUAACAUAAAUAAUGAAAAAAAUGAAACGAAACUUUUGCCGCAAGAUAUUCAAGAAAAAGAAGAUAUUCCUGAAGAUUUAAUUUGUAGUAUAUGUAAAGAUUUGUUCUCAGAUGCCGUUAUGAUACCUUGCUGUGGAAGUUCUUUCUGUGAUGAAUGUGUACGUACAGCUCUACUGGAAUCGGAAGACAACGAGUGUCCCGAUUGUAAAGAAAAAGGUUGCUCGCCUGGUUCUCUUAUACCUAAUAGAUUUUUAAGAAAUUCUGUAAAUAACUUUAAGAAUCGUACGGGCUAUGUCAAAUACCAGCCUAAUGUGAAAGACACAUGUAAAACAAUUAACCCUACAAAUAAAGAUAAUGCAGAAAAAUCAAUUGAAAAAAGUAAUAAAUCUGAUACAAAAUUGAUAGCGAAUGAUCAGUCAGUGUCACCUUCUGAUUCAGUUAAUGUAAAGAAAGACAAUGUGAAAAAAGACAGUGUGAAAUCUUUAAAGGUCGUAGAAGAAAAUGUUGAAAUAGGAAAAAGUGAAAUUAAACAAAUUUCGCCACAUUAUACAGAGUCUAAAGAGAAGGAUCCUGAUUCAGAUUAUGAAGACAAUAUUACUGUAACAAUAUCCCCUCGAAAUAGAGAUUCAUCUAUAAAAUCAAAAUCAUCAGAUAGACGACAUAAAGAUGGCAUUCACUCAUCCAGAUCACCAUCUAACGAAAUAAAGCCCUUGGAAUGUUUAGAUUCAUUUCAACAAUCUUUUGAUUCCAAUGGCCCUAUACAACAGAUUCAGUCUAUUAAUAGUUCUGAAACUUCUGUUGAUCCAUUUACAAAAUCAAAUGCGAUGACUGGUUAUUUUAAGCCUAUGCCAGAAAACAUGGGAAAUUUACCACCAUCCAGACCUCCGAUGCAACCUGGUCCAUAUGAUCUGAAUAAUUAUAACAGAAUGCCUCAUUUAAGAGGCUACAUGUACAACGAUAGACGUCCGCAACAUCCAGGCUCAUAUCCUCCAAUGCAUGCUAGACAAAUGAAUAUGGGUGGUCCAGGUCCUCGUUAUAUGGGACCAUCUUCGAAUUUAAUGUCAGUAUAUCAAGGAAUAGCCAAUAAAGUUGGUACAGGCAUCAUUGACGAUCCUUUGGAAGCUUUUAAUCGAAUCAUGAGAGAAAAAGAAAAACGAAAAGAGAAAGAACGUAGGAGGUCUUUUGAAAGACACAGGUCUAUGGAGAGACACAGAUCGCGGUCGAAUGAAAGAAGAUUUCCCAUGAACAGAAAAGUUUCACCAUUCAAUAAAAGGCUUGGGCGUAACAGAUCUCCAGAGUAUAAAAAAGAACGAGAACGACCAGUAUCUCGUGAAAGAGAUAGAAAACCGCAUCAUUAUAGAGAUGUAGAAAGAGAUAGAGAACGUGAUAGAGAACGUGAAAGAGAUCGUGAUAGAGAACGAGAUCGUGAUCGCGAUAGAGAUAGAGAAAGGGAUAGGGAUAGAGAUAGAGAUAGGCGUCCUGACAACUAUAGAGAUGUUAAACCAGUCGAUGAUUAUAACAGAGAGCGAGACAAAAGAGGUGUAGAAGAAUUUUAUGACAGAAGGGAUGACUUUAGAGAUAGAAAAUUGGAUGAUUACAGAAAGGAUCGGGUUGAGGAUAAACGACGACGGAGAAGCCGUUCAAAUUCCUUUAGUGACCGAAGCAUACGAAACACUCCAGAGAAACGUUUUGAACGCAAUAGCAUCGGACGUUUUGAAGGAAGAAUGCGCUUAUCACCAGGAAGAUUUUCUCCUGCUCCACAUUCUAGACAUUCACCUAUGCACAUGCGACACUCUCCUGGAGCCUUAAGACAUUCACCCAUUCAUAUACGAAAUUCUCCAACAACAAGUUCUCGUAUGUCACCUUGCGGGCAUAGUAGAUUAUCACCAGCAUCACAUUUGCGUCCUUCUCCGUUAUCACACGUCAGACAUUCCCCUCCUUCUCAUGGUCGGCAUUCACCAUUAUCGCAUGUACGCCAUUCUCCAUCACAUUAUCAUACUAAAGAUAUACUGCAGAGAUAUGAGGAGGCCCCUCCUGGAACUAUUGAACCACCUCCACCAGGUUUUGAAUUUCCCUCUAAAUCAAAUUACAAUAUUUGGAGCCCAAAUGAGUUUAACAAUGCACCAAAAUCAACAAAAAAAGAUUUUUAUGGUGAAGAUCCAUUUGAUAUGUAUUUUCCACCUAAGGAACACUUUGAUGAUGAGUCAGAAGCUAUUUACGGAGAUUUAAACAUUAAAUCAGAUCAAGAGAAAAAUAGACCUAAAACAAGAAGCCAUUCAAUUGAAUCACUGAAUAGGUUUAAAGAUAUCUCUCGCAGUCAUCAAACAUAUAGGAAAAAAAGUCGUAGUAGAAGUCAAUCUUCGAAUAAAAUUAGUAAAACUAUUCGAGAAGAAACGCUUCAGGUAUCGCAGAAUAAUAGUAGUCAUAGUAAAAACAAAUCCAAACGUAGCUCAGAAAAAGAAAGAUCAGACACUAAUAGCAAAUAUUUGAAAAAUCAACAACAAAAUGAUGAGAACAAGAGAGAGAAUGACGAUCGAUAUAACCAACAGUCACAACAAAAUCUAAUGAAGGAUGAUGAGAAAAAUAGAAAAUCGAGUGAAAAAUUAAGUAAAAUGAAGGUAUCGAAAAGUGAAAAACAUAGUGAUAGUGAGAGUGGGAAGAAAAACAAAAAAGUAAAAAAAGAAAGCAGGAAAAAGAAAAAGGAAAAAGAAGAUAAGGACAAAAAACAUAGAAAAAAAAAUAAAGACAAAAAAGAUAAACUUAAAUCACAGAAGUAUUUAAGUAAAGAUUCAAAUAAAACAAAUACUCCACCUAAAACUACUAGCGAAGAUGAAAAUGACAAAAAAAUAGUUGCAGUUCAAAAAGAUCCAGCAGAAAUCAAUGAAGAAGUAGAUAAAACUUCUCUUAAACCAAAGGAUAAAUCAGACGAUGAUGAUAAAAAGUCAAGAACAAGUAGCAAUGAUGGUACUGAUGAGACUGACGAACAUUUUGAUGAAAACAGCGGCCGGGAGAAUGAUUUUGAUUUAAAUACGUCAGCUGAGAGUGGUGAAAUUAUUGAUGAUAAUUUCGAAACAUCUUUUCAGGCAAAUAAUAUUACACCAUUACCUGAACCAUCAAAGUGGGAACUUGAUGAUGAACUUGUGAUUUACCAAGGAGAUCGUGAGCGUGAGGAUAAAAUUGAUGUACAAAACCGUUUAGAUAAUAAUAUUAAAAAUUUACCUGGCAAAGUAACAAGCGAAGUUAUAAAAAGAGCAGAAAAUGCAAUUUUUACAAGAACAACCACCCAAAUAAGACCAAUAGAAAUAAAAAAAAUUGGUUCAACAAAUGAUUUUGAUUCUUCUUUUGAUAAAAAAGAAAAUUCAAUUAAAUCUUUUACAAUAAAACAUAAAUCGAUAAAAGAUCGUUUAGGACCCCUGAUUAAUCCAAAUAAUUUAUUAUCAUCGUCCAUGCCGACUGUUAUAGCUUCUUCAUUUGAUAGAAGUAGUAAUAACAAAAAAUACGAUUUAGACAAUGAUAAAAAGAACCGUAAUAAAGACCAAAAUAACGAUGAUAAUAUUAAAAAUAUUAGAGAUAAUAAAAAUGUUGAGCAUAGGCGAUUGAGCAGAAGUAGAAGCAGAGACCGAUGUAGAGAUAGAGAAAGAGAUCGGGACAAAGAAAAAGAUAGAGAAAGUAAACAUCGCGAAAGCAGAAUAAAAAGCAAAUCAAGAAGUAAAGAAAAGCAAGAAAUAACCUCCAGUAGAAGAAAUAGUUUUGAUAGAAGAGAUCUAAAAGAUGUAAAAUCAUCAACCGGAGGAAUUAGUAAUAUUUCAAAUAGUAGUUAUAAUAAAGAUAAAAAACGUGGGAGAUCUCCAUCCCCUGAUGAGAUAAAAAACAAAAAAUCCAAACAGGAACAUUAUAAUAGAAGUAGAAGUCAAAGAAAACGAUCAUUAUCCUCAUCAAACAAGGCAAUAGCUAAAAAAAGAGAUUCAUCAACAGCACACAGCACAACUGAUUCAGAGGAAGACCGUAAUCAAAGUAAAAAAAUCAAACAUAAAUAUAAUGAGAAAGAUAGAAGAGAUACAGUUUCAAGAAGGUCAUCAUCCGUUGAUUCAAGAAAAAGUUCAAAAUCUAAGAAAAAGAAAAAGAAAUCAAGUAAAAAAAAGAAAAAGAGUAAAGAUUAAAAGCCUUAUUUUUUAUUUCAAAAAUAUUUUUCAAAUAAAGUAAAGUAUAUUCUUUAAUUAUAAAAAAACAAACAACAAAAAAAUAUUUUUUUUCUUUUUUAUGUUAUUAAUUUCUUUUUCUAAAUUAAAUUUUUUCGUAUUAAAUGAAAAAAUAAGAGCAUAUUUUGAGACUUUGAAUUUAUUUUAUUUUUUGAGCGACUCUUACAUGAUUUUGGCCAAAAAUGAUUUUACAAACGAGAAUAAUUGCAAAUAAAGAAGGAAAGUUGUUUCGUUUAAGGAUAAAACGCUUAACGAUUGAACGGUUUGUUUUCAAAGAAAUACUUUUAGAUCCAAAUAUUUUUUAUCAAAAUAUAAAAAUAAAAUUAUAUUAUUUUGAGUUGUAAAGUUGAGUUGAAUUAAUACGGGCGGUACAUACAUACUUCUUCAAAAUUAUUUGAAAUCUUAUUAACCAAUUGAACUAAGUAUUCGUAAGCCUUCACAAAAUAUUGUAACAGACAAAAAAUUAAACUCUAGAGGUUUAUUAAGGAAAAAAUAAUUAUAAGAAAUGUAAUUUAAUUUUACAAGAAUGAAAUUUAGAAUGAGUAUUUAUUUGUUUCAUAUUCACCACAAUAAGAAAACACGGAUACAAUACUGCUUACUUUUCUAAAAUCAAAACUAAAGAUAGAUUUUUUAUUUUCGUUUUGUUUUUAUGAAAAAUUUUAAUAAUAUUUUUAUUCAAGUGAUUGGGGGAUAGUGGCGGUUAUAUUUUUAUUAAAUUUCUAUUCAAUUUAACUUAUACAUAUUUGAUUUGAUUCCAAAAUAUCAAAAUUAUUUAUUGAUUUUACAAAUUAUCAAUAAAAAACUAACUUCGUUUUAAAAAUUUCUAGUCCAGCUUCAUUUGGUCUUACUUUCAUUUCAAUAACUUUAUUUCAGUUAAGUAAAAAAAUUCAGUAACCAGAUAGUAGGGCAGUGCUUGAAGGUAUCAACGAGGUAUUUUUGCUUAGUUUUUAAAGCAUAUUUUACAUCUUAAAUUUUUUGGUUUUAUUCAAAUGGAUUUAAGAGGUAUAAAACUGUGUGACUUGGAAUAAUGUAGUGUGCCAAAUUUAAAAAUUAUUGAACGUGACUAAUUAAUGUGUUAUAUGUAUUCAAGUAUAUGUAUUCGCUUUACAGUGCAUUGUUAUAUUAUAUCUUCCUAUAUGGGUAAAGUUUUUGUAUGAAGACAAUGUUUUCAACUCAAUAGGUUUCUAGAUACAGGUACUUAAAGCCAAUUUCGAUUGUCGCCUUUACCUCUUGAAAUAUUAACUAUCUCCGUUUUUAUAGACGUUUCACAAUAUUUUUACGAAAUAGUAAAAUUUAUAUGUUGCUUAUGAAGUCAAUACAUUUUUGGAGUAAUUGAGCAUUUAAAGUUUCUUUUAAAAUUGAGUAAGGAAAUAUACUCAAUUUAAUAAACUCCACCGGUCGGUUUCUAAAAUAUUAAUAUAU